AUGCACAGUUUACUCAGUGAGCAGUUCAUCCAGAUGGCAGCGCAAGACUUCUCACCAAUCAUGAUAAAAGUGAUUUUAGGCGUGCUUGCAUCCUCUGCCCUGUCAAAAGGAAUGUUCAUUGGUAACAGAACAGAUAAUGGGAAUUUCACACCUCCUCCUCCGGGCUCACCUGACAGUCCCAUUCUCCCUGAAUAUUGGGGCGCUAGCGGUUAUCUUCCACUGCCUGAAAAUAUUGACAACUUGGCACAAAAUGAGAAACACAUAAUGGAUGAUGGCCCUCCGCAGAUACGCAGUGGCUUCCCAAUGCCAUAUGAGAUGCCCAGUGGGAUGCCUGAUCAAACACAGAACUAUCCAGUGCUGCCAAAUGCUUACCCCUUUCCACCGAGCAACGGGGAUUAUUUCCAAGGGUCCCGCGCGUUCGGCGCACAAGACUUGUCAUAUUGCAAUAUGAUCAUGGCAGCACCUGUGCCACCAACUGCAGAUCAAGUGCCUUGGUUCUGCACUUGCACUUUGUGCAGCGGAGCUAGCGGUGCCCCAAAGGGAGAGAGGGGAGACAGAGGCCUGCCAGGUCAACCUGGGAGUCCAGGGAGUAGAGGCCUAAGUGGUCCCCGAGGUCAGCCAGGUUUUAUAGGUCAACAAGGACUUAAGGGCCAGAAAGGUGAUGAAGGUACGAAAGGGAAUGAUGGUCCAAUGGGUCCAAUGGGAAGGAUAGGAGAGCGAGGAAUCAAAGGAGAUAAAGGAGACAUGGGUAUGGAAGGAAAACCAGGGGACCUAGGAGCCCCUGGACCACCUGGUGACUGCCCAUCAUCAUGUGCUUCUGUAAGCGGACCUCCUGGAGAAGUUGGAUUACCAGGGGCAGUCGGACCUAGAGGCCUCCCAGGAGCCUUAGGGCAACCUGGGGCAAAAGGCUUGAAGGGAGAUCAGGGUGAAAAGGGGAAUCCUGGAGUUCAAGGUGUUUCUGGACUGAAAGGAGAUCAAGGAGAACAAGGUGUGUGCAAUUGCAAGGAUGGGGCCAAAGGUGCAGAUGGAAUAACUGGGCCUCCUGGUCCAAAGGGUGAAAAAGGUAGUAAUGGUACACAGGGGCUGCAAGGGGUAAGUGGGUCAAAAGGUGAGAAAGGUGAACUAGGAGAGACAGGUAUUCCUGGCCCCUGCUCUCCUGCCAUCCAGUCUGCAUUUUCAGCAAUACUGACUAAUAGCAAUCCGAGCCCAGAUAUGCCUGUGCCCUUCAGCAAAGUCAUUUACAAUUUAAAUUAUAACUACAACCCCGAUAGCGGUAUCUACAGAGCUCCUGUUAAUGGCUCAUAUAGCUUCAGCUACAAUGUUUGUGCCUUCAUCAAAGUGCUCAAAGUGGGGCUCUUCUACAACUUUUUCCCAGUUGUGAAAAGCACUGGGCCUACAAACCUCGGUAUGGUCUCUCAAGAGGUGGUCCUGCAUAUGAACAUGGGAGAUCAAGUGUGGAUCCAGGUCAAAGACGCAAACAGUAACGGUAUGUGUGUCGGCAGUGAGAGCAGUAGCACCUUCUCUGGCUUCCUGCUUUACCCAGACAGUUGUGAUGCACCCACUUCCCGAGAGAUACCCAAGCCCAUCACUGGCACGUACAGCUGGGGGGAAACAGAAGAUUAUGCAUAA
Messenger RNA from Clarias gariepinus (North African catfish), 1629 nucleotides. RefSeq names its product complement C1q and tumor necrosis factor-related protein 9A-like. The coding region runs from base 1 to 1629 and encodes 542 amino acids. The transcript is spliced from 5 exons. NCBI's taxonomy places the organism in Eukaryota, Metazoa, Chordata, Actinopteri, Siluriformes, Clariidae. Gene Ontology annotation, molecular function: protein binding. The record is from RefSeq and is a predicted model, not a curated record.